CUGGGCUGGGGCACCGGGGAAGGGGGGGGGGCUGUUUAUAUAAGGAUCCCUCACCUGGUGCUGAGAUGCAGCUGGCUCUGGGGCAUGGGACUGUUUAUAUCUAAUCAACAGUAACGAAAUGCCACGUCAAGGUGGCUGAAGCCGCUAUUUGUGGCUGCAGUGUCUUGGGGGAGUGUGAGCAUGGCCAGUGUGUAUGUUCGUAGUGUUUGCUAUGGGGCAGGGCAGGUGGCCGGCUCCCCCUAUACUGGCUGCUCUCCCCUGAGAAGGUGCCAUGGUGAAGGACCAGAGUGGCAGGGGCUGGCUGCCUUGCUGGCCUGUUAAGAAUGAGGGGACAGGGCUGCCAGCAACACUGAUAGUUGCUGGGAUCAGCAACCAAAUACCUUGCUGCUCAACUCCGCCCCACACACAGGUGCUGCUGUUGGAGCCAGUGGUUAGAGCUGAGAGCCAGGACUCCUUGGUUCUACACUCAGCUCUGGGAGGAGAGUGAGUCUAGUGGUUAGAGCAGCAGGCUGGGAGCCAGGAGGUCUAGCCCCAGCACUGCCACUGACUUCAUGUGCCCCUGGGUAAGUCCCUCUCGCUCAGUGCCUCAGUUUCCCUGUGUGGGACAGGACUGGGCUGACCCAGUUUCAGGGUCCACAACAGGUACGAGAGCCAGCACAGUUAGAAUGCUCCCAUCACCCUGCCUUCCCAGCUGUGCUCCUCAGAUAACACCCUACAGGCACCUCCUCCACUGAGGGCGUUCUGUGCUAGAGGGGUCCUGGUGGGACUGGUGCAAGGGCCAGGAGUGAAGUACAGGGGAAUACAGGGGUGCUGGCUCCAUUCCUGAGGGCAGCAAAAUGGGAAGUGCGUUCAGCCUGUAGGGGGCAGAGGGGAGCACAGUCCCCAUCCCCUGCCCACAGCACUAACCACAGGGGCAUUUCGAGUGACCCAUUCUGUAGGCCCAGCAUUAGCCCCAGGAUGGUGUGUGCACGUCCAGAGGCCACGGCCUGUCCUUGGUCCCCCAUGGCCCAAUUGUCCAUAGCCAGGUCCCCUCUGACCUGUCCUCGAUCCCUGUGGGCUCAGCAUUAGCCCCGGGAUGGUGCAUCCCAAGUCUGCAGCCUGGUCUCUCGUGGCCCAUCCUGCCCCAGGCAAGUGUGACUCACCACGGCUGUCCUUUCCCCACAGGUGCUGCCAGCUGGCCACCCCCUGUGACCACGCUCCCCCCGCUCCAUGGUACUACCGCCCCCUGCCAGCAAGCCACAUGCCUGCAUGUCAGCGGUGGUGAUCGUCUCCACCAUGGCAGCGGUGGACGUGUACCUGAUGGAGCUGAGCGCUGGAGUGCAGCGGGCCAGCGUGCUGGCCCUGACCCUGGCAGGUGAUCUAUGCUUCCUCUUGGUGCUGCGUUAUGUGGGGGCAUAGGCGGAUGCCGAGCGGUCCCCGCGGCAUGGCUACACCAUGGCACUCUGGUUCCUCUGUGUCUUCACCCUGGAGAUCAAGCUAUACUUCAUCUACCAGGGGUACCGGGCCGACUGGCGCGCCCCUGAUCCGCUGGCCCGCCGUACCCUGACCCUGCUGCUCUCCAUCUGCAUCCCCUCCCUUUACGUGAUCCUGGUGGCCACUGAGUACCUGCAGCAUGUGGCCACCUUCCGGCGCAAGGAGGUCCUGCAUGGUCGGCUCCUCUGGGUGGUGGUGGACCUGCUGGAGAUGCAGGCCAGCCUGUGGGAGCCUCAGUGGCAGAGGCUGCCACUGUGGGCUGAGGGCCUGACUUUCUUCUACUGCUACAUCCUGCUGUUGGUGGUGCCUUGCAUGGCACUGGGCGGCAUGGACCUGCCUGCCCCACCCCGCCUCCCACUUUACCUGCUUCUCAGCCUGCUGGCCGUCAACAUGGCCACAUUGGCCAUCCGGGCUGCUGACCUGCUUCUCUACCGCGACCAGCGGGUCUCUGCCAUCUUCAUGGCCAAGAACCUACUGGCCAUCGCGCUCAAGGGGUCCACGGCCCUGCAGUACUACAGAGCCGGGGCUGCCGGGCUGGGGGAGCUUCCCCCUGGGGACAUGCCAUGUCAUGCGCCCCGGCGUGGGGGCACGGACAGCACCUCUGGGCCCCGGUUCACCCUCCGGGAGUUCUGAGUGCGCAGGGACACUGCAACACCCACACCCUGAGCUGGAGGGACACUGGCUGUGAGCAGGGGGCCAGAUCCCCAGCUGGUAUCUUCCAGCAAAGCUGCCCUGAUAUAAACCAGCUCCCAGGCUCCUUCACAUGCAGAGAGGGGCUGAGAUCACAAAGCACUAUUCACUAAGGGACAGGACUAGCACAGAAAGGGGCUGAGGAACACCAGGCAUAGCAGGGGGUUCUGGGUCGGGAGUGAGGGGCACUGGCAGAGCUGGGGUGGGAGGCAGGAUCUAUCACUGCCUUUUGGGCUCCACCCCUCACUGCAGCACAUUGAUGACCACUGUGUACACUUAUCACCCCUGUGUUGAGCUAGACUGAGACACAUGGGCCCACACCCAGCCAGGCCCAUAGUAAGGGACUGGAGUGUGGCGAGCCCAGGCUGGAGCACCGGAAGGGCCCAAUGGGUGGUGCCAGCUCUGGCCCUGGCAUUCAGAGAGGUAGGGGGCACAUGCCCGGGCCUCGAUGCUCCAUGCAGGACAGAGACGAAAUAAAGAAGAGCUAACACAGACCAGAUCUUGGAUCCCAGUGUGCACGGAGUCCUGUGGCUGGUGCACCACGGCCUUCAUUCUCCACCUGGUGCCCUCACGGAAGCGCCAGCCCCUGCCCUUGGCGAAGGCCGGGCUGGGGAGGGAUGGAGCCCUGAGUACCCCUUCUAUCAGCCGGCGGGAGCCAGGAUCCUGGGUUCUGUCCCAGCUCAGUCAGUCACUGACUCAGUGUGUGACCUCAGAGAAAUGUUUUGUCCCUCUCCGGGCCCUCAGUUUCCCCAUCAUAGAGUUCAGGGCAUUCCCAUCCCAGUGGCAGGUGGUUAGUGAGUGACUACAGAAAACGUGCUGUGAAAUCCCCUACAAGGGGCUGUGGCCUCCUCUCAUCACUGGGGAGAGGCUCACGCAUUGGCUCCUUUAGAGCCAGGCCUACCCUAGCAGCUCCUGGCUCUGUGCUUGGGCUACCCAGUCCCCUCCAGCUUGAGAGAAGGGGCUUUAACACGGACCCUUCCCUGCACCCAUUCUGCAGCCACUCACCUGCCCCAGCACCAGAACAUGGCCACCUCUGGGGUGGGCACAGGGGCUGUUUAUACAGGGCUUCCUCCCCAGCACCCCUUGGAGGGGAAAGGGCCAGUGCCCCAUUCCCUGGCCCUGCUAUCCCAGUGGUGGGGAUGGGGUAAGGAUACAGAAGCAGAAUGAGCCCCAUACUGUCUUUCCCAAAGGGCACUGUCCCUGAUCUGGCCCCAAACCAGGGGGACUGGCUGGCUCAUGAGGAGGGGACUCAGGGUUAUCAGCUCAUAUUUACAGCAAAAGCCUUUUGUGGGUUUUGCAGCAACCCUCGGCCCCUUCUCCAGAGCUGAGACAACCCCAGCCUAGGGGCCAGGAUUCAGUGGGGUCACCCGAUGGCCCUAUUACGGCAGGGCACCACAUGGGGCAGCAGCCCAGCAGGACUCUCCAUACUCCCAGCAGAGGUGAGGCCAAGUGCCCUGCUGCUGGGACAGAUGCCCACUACCCACCGGCUGGGCCCCACCAGGCCAGGAGGCAGGAUGGUCUCCAGGAAGGGUGGGAGGGUGCACUGGGCUGGGACUCAGGACACCGGGGUGCAAUCCCCACCACGAUUCCCUGCAUGACCAUGGAUGAGUCGUGGCUGCUCUGUGGGCCUCAGCUAAAAGCCACCCUACCUCUACCCAGGAGCUCUUUGGGACAGGUCUCUUGGUAUGGGUCUGUGCAGGCCCCAGCAUGACGAGGGCUGAUCUCAGUGGAGCGGGGGAGAGAGUGUGAGUGUCCAUGUCCGUCCCAGUAGAACGGUUCUGGGCUCUACCUUUGUAUAAGCAGCAGCUAUAGAUGGGGGCUCAGUGUGAGCCCGGGGCAGGCGGGGCCAUUCCAGCCCAGUCCCUCUCUAGCCAUUGUCUGAACAGCCCAGAGCGGGUUGCAGCAGCAGACAUGACAACACACAGGCGCAUCGCUGGGCAGCGCUCACUCUAAGCGGUGGGAUCAGGAGUGCGGCAGGAGCUUGUGCAGUCACAUGUCAAGGCCAGAAGGGCCCAUUCAAAUCCUCUAGUCUGACCCCCAGCUGGAUAAUCCCCCCAGGGAUCCUGCAGCCUGCACAGAACUGCUCGUUGAGCUGGAGUGGAGCUUUUAGAGAAAGUCUCCAGGGCUGCAUUGAGACUCCAAGCAACAGACUCCCUUCCCACUCUGACCCCAUUCCUGGGGCACUUGUCAGAAGGGCAGAUCUGCCUCCCUCUUAAACAAUGGCCCAUGAAUGCAUCCAGGCAUUGCCCCAGGCCCUUGACUCUCGCUUAGCUCCCAGCUCCAGAACCGCCCCCACCCUGUGCAGAAGGGCUGAGAGGCUGGGGAUCAAGCCCCUUGGAACUUCGUCUGGGAAAAGCUAACUCCAUGUAGUUCCCGCAGCCUCUCCCCGCAAGACAUUCUCCAGCCGUUGGGUCACUGUGGGGCUCUUUUCUGCACCCUCUCUGAUUUUUCAACACAUGGCAAUGCAUGUGGACGCACCACACGGACUAGUACGGGGCUCACCAGUACAGAGGCAAAAUUUCCUCCCUGCUCAUACUCACUAAUCCUGUUUACACAGUCAAAGGGAUCACUAGCCAGUUUCUAGCCCCUUUCAUAGGGGUGCAUUGAUUUUGUCCAGCCCUAGGUGUUUCAUCAGAAUGCCGUGAGGUACCAAGUCAGAUGCCUUGCAGAGUCCCAAUCAAUUGUAUCAAUGCAGUUACCGUCAGCAACUAAGCUGUGAUCUCAUGCAAACACGAUGCCAGACCCAUCUGACAGACGGACUCCCCAGAAAGUCAUCACUGGCAUCGGUUACAACACUCGUUCCUUGCAGCACAGGUCUGAGGCGCUGCCCCAUUUGGGGAGAGCAACGAAGGCCUCCGAGAUGCCCGUCUCUCCCACAGCUAAAGCCACCAGUGCCAGCUGCCCCCGGGAGCUACUCCCAGCCUGAACCGAUCCUUUCCACAGGCAUUCGAACG
Messenger RNA from Gopherus flavomarginatus (Mexican gopher tortoise), 5117 nucleotides. Its product is annotated as transmembrane protein 121-like. The record is from RefSeq and is a predicted model, not a curated record. Lineage: Eukaryota; Metazoa; Chordata; Testudines; Testudinidae.